Messenger RNA from Monascus purpureus, 2312 nucleotides. The record is from the annotation of a GenBank genome assembly. NCBI's taxonomy places the organism in Eukaryota, Fungi, Ascomycota, Eurotiomycetes, Eurotiales, Aspergillaceae.
GUACCAGCUACACGACCCCACGAAAAAUCCGGUUGGACUGGCUCCACUAUGUUUCGAAUCCCAUUCACUUUUGUCUCGUGCUCUACUUUCAUUCACCCCAUUGUAUAGGUCAGGUUCUGCAACUCUUCGUCUCUGUCUACGCAAUGGACAAGAACCAUGGUCUUCCAGCUGCGCCAAAGUCGGAGCCUGUCCUGCCUCCCUCGUCGCAAGAGCUUCCGUCUUCCCCACCUUCGAUAGCGUCGGAUGUUGCUCCCAGGCGUAAACCAAAGAAGCCGCCUCCGGUUACCCCACGUUCGUUCAAGAGAUUCUUCACGCCCCGUUCGAUGCUCAGUACCGGGAACAGCGUGGUGGGAGUCAAAAGCAAUCGGCAAGCAUUGAGGAUUCUCAGCUCUCCGGCACUGAAUCGUUCAGGUCCGGCUUUCACGCGAGCAUCAAAGCCUUCUGGAAUCAAGACUACCCAAAAUGAGCCCGCAGAUGUUAUUCGAACACCAGCUAGGAAGAGGAAGCUCUCAUUUUCCUCCAUGAGCUCCCCCCUGCAGUCAUCCCCAUUGAGGAGAGUCCGUAUCAGAGUUUCCGGUGGCGUCGAAGGGGACCUAGAAGCACUAUGUCGGGACCAUGAUGUUGGCUGCGAGGCUGCGAACGAGGGGGAUAAACACGUAGACAUCCCGAAGCUCUAUCCAGUGCCGCCCAUUCGCCGUUCCCGGGUGCUGGAGACCGCUGGGAGUUUAUGCAUGCGAAGUGUGACCGGGUCACAGUUCGAUGAAAUGAUUGUUCGAUCCAAUUCUGGAGCUGGAUGGCAAGAUUUGACUUCAACUUUCUACUCGCGGCCUGAAGACAGCCAUUCUUGCUUGAACUACGCCGGGGACCGCCUGACUCCUCCAUUUUGUACCGCUUCCUGCAAUACCAAUUCUCUGGUUGCGGUAGGAGACGAGGAAGGAGGUAUUAGACUUCUGGACUCCGCGAAAGAUGAUAAAAGUGGCUUUUCCAAAGCCUAUCUUACGUUCCACCCUCAUAUGAACUCAAUAAUGGACCUCGAAUUUUCUUCUGACGAUAUGCUGUUAGCCACAGCUUCUGGUGACCAGACCUCUUUGGUCAUCGACAUGGCCACUCAAAAACCCAUUUACUGCUUAUCUAACCACGUCUCCUCCGUGAAACGCAUACAGUUCCAGCCAGCCAGCAACAACAAAGUUCUCGCUACCUGCGGACGUGACGGUGUCGUGAAUAUCUGGGACCUAAGGUGUAAAGGUUUCGAAAAACCUUCAUUGCACGUUCGAUGUUCAUUGGAAUCUGAUUCUGAGCACAUGGCUGCGCCUGCUGCUUCCAAAGUGACAUAUCCUCAAGUCCUAAACACGAUACACGGAGCACAUGCUUGGAUACCACCUCAAGGGUUAGCACAUGACAAAAAAGAAGCGCCGAUGGGUCGCUCUGACAUUACAGUUACUUCCUUGGCCUUUCUUCCCUCUGGCCGCGAAAAUCUCUUUGUCACCGCAUCUGAAGCCAAUGCCUGUGUCAGACUAUGGGAUCUACGCACUGCCCACAACAAUCGUUGUGGUCGACCUGUCCUCCCUCUCUCUACGACUCGACAGCCGGAUAGCCACACCAACUACCGGGGUUUUGGACUCACCUCGAUAACUCUGGGCGGCGAUGGCUCGAGACUGUAUACAUUAUGUCGGGAUGGGACUGUGUAUGCAUAUUCGACAUCGCAUCUUGUUCUGGGUCACGCUCCCGAACUGUCCUUGAAUAAUACUAGACCGCGUUGGUCGGGAGGAUCUGACAAAGAAGGUCUUGGCCCCUUGUAUGGCUUCCGUCACCCACGACUGAAAGUUUCUACAUUCUAUGUCAAGCUGGCUGUCCGAAAAGCAGUGCGAGAUAAUGCAGAGAUGCUAGCUGUCGGGAGCAGCGAUAGUUGCGCGAUCUUGUUUCCGACUGACGAGAAAUUCCUCUACAUUCCUGCUCGGAAGCCUAUUGUUGCGGGUGCAAUUGAAGAUCGCCCACGAACACGGCUCUUCUCAAGCUCUCGUGCUAGCCUUUCCCGCGCAAAUUCCGGAGUAAGCUCAUCCGGGCGGUUGGAAGACACCAUUCCUAUAUACCAUUCUGGUACGCCUCUUGUUGGGGGUCACAAGAAAGAAGUCUCUGCGGUAUCAUGGACGGUGAACGGAGAACUCAUCACUGUCAGCGAUGACUUCACCGCCAGGUGCUGGCGUGAAGGACCCGAGGCGAGGGAUCUACGCACCGGAGGCGAAACGGAAGGUAGAAGAUGGCACUGUGGCUGGGCUGAUACUCCUGAUUCAUAUGACGACGAAGAUGAAUGA